UUAGGCUCAGUAAAAACGUCUUUCAACUAACCUGCAGAAACGAUUUAAACCGUCUGACACAAUAUGUUGAAAAUGACAGGAAUCUAAAAUAUUCCUUAAUGAUACAGCUGUUCAUACGUACUGUUGCCCUGUAGUCUGUAUGCAACUGUACACUAAUCCGGUUCAUAGUUAUUUGAUAUGAUGUACUUUGAAUUUAAAAUGUUAUCAGCAUUAAGUUCAAUCAUAACUUGAACUUUAAUCAAUGGGGCAGAAGCUGUCAUUCAUUGUGAAUUGGCCGGGCAGUCAGUUCUUAUGUAAACCAGGCCUGACUCAUGACUGAGUACUACGAGGAGGGGGGGCUGCUGUAUGAGCAAUCACCUCCCAUGCACAUAAAAGUGGAGUCUCCGGAGGGGCCCUUUGGAGGGGGAGUAUCAGAAGAUGGCUUCCCCAGGGAGGAUGAUGACUCCGAAGGUAGCUGUGACCAGAACAGUGGACUACCUGGGGGACUGCCUUUCAAUGUGGUAGUAGUGCAUCCCAACAUCAUGGCGCCAGGCAUGUCCUCUGAUGACCUCAUGUCCAUUGAACAAAAUAGAGGUAUGUCAGCUGCAUUGGCUGCCAGUGGUGCGGGUAAAAGAAAGAGUCGCUUCAGUGGAGCAGAGCUGGAGGUGUUGGUGUCAGAAGUGACCCGGUGUGAAGGGGAGCUAUUUGGUCCUGCAGGAAGGCUUCGGCGACGGGAGAGAGAACGCAUCUGGGCAGGAAUUCUUGAGAGAGUCAACGCUGUGUCUAGAGUUCCACGUACCCUCCGAGAGGUUAAGAAACGCUGGGAUGACUUGAAGAGACGUAAUGGCGGUAGGCUAGCAGAUGCACGCCACCGCAGCUGUUACCUACCAUCCAGUAGAUCGGCCUCAAUUCUUGGGCGGUCAACUCAGUCAAGCCCCAGGCUUCAACAGGCCAGGCAAAAGCAAAGCACCAGACCAAAGGCUAGUUUCCCAUGUUUCACUGACUCUGAUCCAGUUGGAGGAGGUGAAGGAUCAGAGCGAGAUGGUUUGGAGAAAGAUGAGGACAAUCCUGAGCGAGAAAGAGAGGUGGGAGAACCAGAAUGUGAGGGGGGAGAGAACAGCAUGGAGGACAAACUGGGAUUGGGACUUGGUUUGGGCAUUGGUCCCCCUCCUCCCUCAGAAAGAUGGCUCCCCCCGUCACCACUUUACAGUGCUCCUUUUCUCAAUGGCAGUCCACAACCUAGUCCUCAGCCAUCACUUGGAGCACAGCAGGGUCCCCUUGAGGCCCCACCACGUAGCUUGUGGCUUGAAGAUGAGCUCCGAGGGCUUGGGGAAGCAGCGAUUCAGCUUGGGGAUCGGGUUGAGAAGAGUCUGAGGGAUUUUGGGGACGGUUUCAGACGUGACAUGAGGACACUUGUUGCUUCCCAAGAGGCUCUAGCAAUCAGUUUACAACAGAACAAUGUCCUUUUGCAGAGGCUUUUAGGAGUGCUUGAGGCCCAGCAACAGCCACAGCCACAACAACAUCGUAUUCAACAGCCACACCAGCCACAAACAUCCCAACAGCACAUACCAACACAACCAUCUCAACAGCAGCUGCCACAUAUAGAACAACAGCAACAUCAACAACGGAUAGAAUCGCCUCAGCAAUCACAGGAAGAGACGGGGGUGCAUGGGUGA
Molecule: messenger RNA, 1655 nt
Organism: Lampris incognitus (smalleye Pacific opah)
Lineage: Eukaryota; Metazoa; Chordata; Actinopteri; Lampriformes; Lampridae
Product: myb-related transcription factor, partner of profilin
Exons: 4
Coding region: 312-1655 (447 amino acids)
Cellular component (GO): nucleus
Source: RefSeq, a predicted model, not a curated record